AUGAACAAUAUUGAUUUUUUAAUCAAACAAUAGACUAUUUACACAUCGAAGUAAAAAGAAUUUUUCAAAAAAAAAAAGCUCUAAGUUGAAAUAGAAGAUUUUGUAUAAUCUAAAGUAUAAGUGGUAACUUCUCCAAAUCAAUCAACUAAAUAUAUUCUAUAAAUGCAAGAAGCUGAUAUUAAAUCAAUCUCAAAGGCAUUGUAAAAUCAAUACAUGAUUGAAAUUUUGGAAUUAAAAGAAUGUAGAUUAAAAUCUGUGCCGGAAGAAAUUUUUAGAAUGUCAAAGUUAAGAAUUUUAAAACUUGAAGGCAAUUUUAUAAAAGUAGCCCCAAUUAUAGAUGUUGAAGUCUUAUCUUUAAAGAAUAAUCUCUUAUUGCAUUAUAAGUCAGGAAAUAAAGUUAAAGUGUUGGAUCUCUCUUAAAAUAAAUUACAAGAAUUCAAUCUUGGACAUUAAUUAGAAGAAUUAUAUAUUGUUGCAAAUGAAUUCACUAUUUUACCCAAAUUACCUGAUAGUAUAAAAAAAUUAGAAUUAGACUGGUUUAAAUACACUGAACCACCUCUUGAGUAAAUUUAAACUUAACCAAUAAUUAAUUUAUUGACACACAGAUCUCUAAAUUGUAUAGACUUUUUAAAAAUGUUUAGCAAGAAAGAAUUACAAAAUAAAAUUAUCGAAGCAUCAUUAGCACAAGAUCUAGGAGUUUUAAGUAGUUUGGCAGCAAUUAUGAAUAUCAAUGUUUAAGAUGAAAACGGUGAUACAGCUCUAAGUCUAUCCUUAAAAACUGAUAAUUUAUUUUCUGUUAGGCAUCUUAUAGAAUUAGGAGCCUAAAUAGAAUUGGGUAGCUAUCCACAAGGAAAUAUUCUCUCUUUUGUUUUAGAAAAUAAUAUACCUACUAUUAUCAAUUUAAUUUAUCCUAAAUUAAAUGCUUCAAUAUUUACUGAAGAUAUUUAUGGAAAUUCUCCAUUGCAUUAUUUGAAUAAAUGUGAUUAUGAUGAUAUUAAUGCAAAAAUCAUAAUGAAAGCAAAAUCCUUAAAUAUUUAAAUGACCUUUAAUAUUUAUGGCUAAUCUCCUAUACAUCUGGCCAUAUAAAAAUGUAAUUAUUUCAAUGAAAUAAGCUAAGAAUUGGUUGCUUUCUAAUAUGCUUAAACAUUAUAAGAUAGAUGCAGAUGAUUUAUUUAUGAUGGCAGCUAGAUACGAUAACUUGGGUGCAGUAAUGUUGUUAAUUAAUAAUAAUUAUCCUUUUGAGGGAUUCUAAAAAAUUAACAUUUGUAGAAAUCUCAAAAUAUACAGAGUAUUAAAAAGCUAUGAAAAUUAUAUUAUUAAAAAACACAUAUCUAAGCAAAUUCCUUCUAAAAAUAGUUUCAACUAUGAAGUUAAAUUGAUGCACAAGAAAGACAAACAAAGUAAUAAUUUAAUUGAACAAAGAGAAGUUUUAGACGAAUAAACAUUUGAUGAGAAUUAAUCUCAACCACAAAAGUCAUAAAAUUAUAUUAAAUUAUUGAGGUAAUUUGUUUUAUUUUAGACUCUUUUAAAUUAAUAAUAAAAAAAUUAUAUGA
Molecule: messenger RNA, 1553 nt
Organism: Paramecium sonneborni
Lineage: Eukaryota; Ciliophora; Oligohymenophorea; Peniculida; Parameciidae
Source: the annotation of a GenBank genome assembly